CUAUAUAGAUAUAUUACAGAUUGUAGCGAAUGAUGGAUUGAUGCCCAGUAGAUUAAAAACAUUGAGAAGCUAUAAUGGAGAGUGAAGGUCCAGAGAGCAGUACUUCUAACACACCUGUAGAACAAGACUCUGCUGUAGUAGAUGAUGUAGAUGCAGUAGAUGAGGGAUUUACUGACACAGUUACUGAGACACAACAAGACAGUGUCGUCAUGGUCACUGAGAGGGAAUGUGUUGUAAUCUCCGACGAUGAUGGAGAAGCCACUGAAACAGAAAGUACAGCUCGAUAUCAAACUUCAAAACGAGCUAGGAGAUCGGAGGGCGUUGUCAUGAUAAGAGAAGAUAACGUUGUCAUGGUAACCGACGAGGAUCAACCCGGUCCUAGUAACAGAGUUGAUAACGUUGUCAUGGUAACGCGUCCAACAAACCCCAUACCUGUCCCUGAUGAUGAUGAACCGAUUAUUACUAACGUUAUUGACAGAGAAGACAGAGGACAGUCAGUGACCUGGCAGUUUGUGCAGCGCUCGAGUCCCACUGAAGGAGUUGGAGUGAGACGGAAUGCACACUCAGUGUCGCGGUAUAGAGCUCGCAGACCCACUGCGCGCCGCCCUAUACGCUCCAGACAGUAUGGGCAAUUCAUGAAUGUAAUGCGCGACCUGACCAGUGAAGGAGUUAUUGUUAGCCCCCUGACCAGAGUCACAAACCAUUCGAACCCCAGGCGCCUGCGAUCAUACAGUCGACAUUUGGAUGUUACUUUUCAAGCUUCUCAAGAUCCAAUCAACGCAAGGAACAUUUCAAGUGCGGGCGACUCUAUUGGUGCUCCUCCUAUCAACAUACCGACUAGACGGGGGGUUGUUGCCCACGAGGAGUUACUGCACAUGACUAGUUUACGGGACCGGAUAACAACGCUCCGACGAGAUCUCCAAAACUUAAACGGACUUCUCACGGACUCUUUUGAGUUAUUACACAGAAUAGCACCCACUCCUAACCCGCCUCUGGUGGAUAAGAACGUGUUAGACCGCGCUCCUACUAAAGUUGCUAGUGAAGCAGAUAUGAGCCGGGAAAAGAAAUGCUCCAUUUGUCUUGGUCACUACAGUAUAGGAGAGACACUACGUGUGCUGCCCUGUGAACAUGAGUUUCAUGAGUACUGUAUAGAUCGCUGGCUCACCACCUGUUCCAGAAAGUGCCCGUUUUGCAGAACUGACAUUCAGGAGGCUCUCACCUGAAAAUCAGUUGUGUUUUUUAAAUUCCUCGUUAAUAUUCUUCAGAUUGCUCUAACUUGAAAUCAUGUUUCAAAGAGUUGUUAGAUUAAUGGUAUAGACUGUCCUGGUUGAUUGAGGUUUCAUUUGAAGAAAGGUGUUACAAUGUGUAACAGUGUGUUACUGCGGCACUGUUACAGUUUAACUCGAUAAAGUUGGUUCUGUGUUAAAUAAGCGCUUUGUUCAGUGGAGAAACUUAACAUUCUGUUCCCACAACAGAAGUGAAUAAAAUUAGCUGGCGGUUAUCUAGAUUGGUACGAUUUACAUUUUGGACACGAGCCUUGAAACACCCUGUUGAUUUGUAGGAUUUAACAUUCAUUCCGAAUAACAGGUUUAAUAGCUUGUCUGUUUCAAUUUUAAUUAGGUCCUAGCAUCCUUCUGUGACAUAACACCGUGAUAUCAGUACUAGGGUGUGCACUUCCUGCCCCGGUAUCUACAAUCUACAAUUUACCAUAUUCCUAUGAUAGGUUUAAAUGUUAAAGUUCUUUUUAUGUGUGUUAAGUGUCCGUCAACAUAUUACAAGGUUGAGGUUUUAUCUUGAGUGCAGCAUGCAGCAAAUAAAAUAUGGUGUUCUUAGAAUGAAAUGUUCCACAAUUGAAAAUUUCUUCCACAAUUAAAUAAAAUUGAUUUGAAUUUGCUAAAUUGUAAGUUAAUUUCAAUUUUCGAUACGAUACGGUUGGUAUUUAAUAUAAAUAAUUUGUGAAGUUU
Bolinopsis microptera is the source of this 1964-nucleotide messenger RNA. RefSeq lists its product as uncharacterized. The transcript is spliced from 12 exons. The coding region runs from base 75 to 1223 and encodes 382 amino acids. NCBI's taxonomy places the organism in Eukaryota, Metazoa, Ctenophora, Tentaculata, Lobata, Bolinopsidae. The record is from RefSeq and is a predicted model, not a curated record.